AUUAUUUUGAUAGCUACUACAGGACCAUUUUGUUUAAUUUAUUUUUAUUAUGUUUAUUUAGUGGUUUAAAUAUAUGUUUACCAUUCUGCUGCAGUACAUCAUAUUUAAGUAACUACAGUUGCAUGUUUCAAAAGGAAUACUAAGGUCGACUUCAUACAUUCAACAGAAUUAUUCAGAAAUGCUUCUUACAACAAUAACAAUUGCCAUAUGUAUCCACCAGAACAUUGCUACAUUCGACAGAAUAGUAUGUCAAAGUUUUAACAGCACAAAAGACAAUACUAGAGUAGAAGAAGAGGGUGAAAUGAUAAGGGAGAGCAUAAUAAAGAGAAUUCUAUCAAGAUACGACAAAAGGUACCCACCACGGUAUAAUUCAGACAUUCCCACAGAGGUCAAAGUACAAAUGUAUGUUGUUGGCGUAUUUGGAAUUGACGAAUCUGAAAUGAAAUUUUCCAUGAGUAUGUAUCUCAGACAACAAUGGAUAGAUCCACGCUUGAUGUUUUCCGCUCCUUCAGAAAUCAGCAGAAUUGAACUCGAUCACUCUGUCCAAGAUUGUAUAUGGGUUCCAGAUUUAUCAUUCAUGACUGACAUGGAUACAAAAAUUCAUGAUGUUACUGUUCCUAACAAGAUGAUGUUUCUGCACCCGAAUGGUUUUGUAUCGUAUAGUUUAAGAGUAACUGGAACAUUUACUUGUUUCAUGCAGUUACAAACAUUUCCAUUUGAUGAACAGUCAUGCGUACUGGAGCUGGAAAGCUAUGGGUUUUCAGCAUCUACAGUUAGUUUACGGUGGAUGGAGCCUGCUAUGACAUUAAAAGAUGGUAUUGUUAACAGUCAGUUUAAUAUAAAAGCAUCUGAAUCUUAUAUUUGUGAUAAAGAAUAUCCAUCAGGAAACUAUACGUGUAUUGGUGUUAAUGUAAACCUGAAACGGGAGUAUGGAUUCUAUCUAAUUCAAGUGUAUGCACCAUCAGCUUUGAUAGUUGUGCUUUCAUGGGUUUCUUUUUGGUUAAAUACUGACGCUAUACCAGCUAGAGUAUCGCUCGGCAUUCUAACAGUAUUGUCAGUGUCCACUAAUGGUCAUUUUAGUGUUGGCUUAACACAGCGUGUAUCAUAUGUUAGGGCCAUAGACGUAUGGAAUGUUGUGUGUUUGUUGUUUGUUUUCGGUGCAAUGAUAGAAUACGCAUAUGUUGCAAUGAUCGAACGAGUUGAGGAAAGGAGAACAAUUGAACGAAUAGGAAUGAUGGGAAACAACCAUAAUAUAUUUAAAGAACAGGUUCCGAAUGCCAAGGAAGACACGAAGAAGAAGAAUAGUGCAAGAUCUAUUGACAAAUUAUCAAGAGCUGUUUUCCCGCUUGUUUUUGUGAUAUUCAAUGUCAUAUAUUGGCUUUAUUAUAUGACAUAACAUCACAUUAGUUUUAUCCAUAUCACAUUGAAAAUUAGCAGUAGUGCUAUUAAUAGUAUUGUCAUUUGAAAUUAUUAAAGUUAUGCUUGGACUCAUA
Messenger RNA from Mytilus trossulus (common blue mussel), 1493 nucleotides. RefSeq names its product glycine receptor subunit alphaZ1-like. The record is from RefSeq and is a predicted model, not a curated record. Bases 179 to 1396 code for a protein of 405 amino acids. Gene Ontology annotation, cellular component: plasma membrane; synapse; neuron projection. NCBI's taxonomy places the organism in Eukaryota, Metazoa, Mollusca, Bivalvia, Mytilida, Mytilidae. Gene Ontology annotation, biological process: regulation of membrane potential; chemical synaptic transmission; nervous system process. Gene Ontology annotation, molecular function: excitatory extracellular ligand-gated monoatomic ion channel activity; transmembrane signaling receptor activity; transmitter-gated monoatomic ion channel activity involved in regulation of postsynaptic membrane potential. The transcript is spliced from 10 exons.